This is a messenger RNA of Hibiscus syriacus, 853 nucleotides long. RefSeq names its product probable glutathione peroxidase 5. The record is from RefSeq and is a predicted model, not a curated record. Gene Ontology annotation, molecular function: glutathione peroxidase activity. The coding region runs from base 102 to 617 and encodes 171 amino acids. The transcript has 7 exons. NCBI's taxonomy places the organism in Eukaryota, Viridiplantae, Streptophyta, Magnoliopsida, Malvales, Malvaceae. Gene Ontology annotation, biological process: response to oxidative stress.
AUCAUUCCAUAAGCUUCUUUACUACCACCAAUCUCUUCCUCUUCCCUUCAUCUGUACCUUCAAAAGCCUUUUGCUUUUAUUCCCAUCUCAAACCCAUAAUAAUGGGAGCUUCUGAAUCAGUUCCUCAAAAAUCAAUCCAUGAAUUCACUGUCAAGAAUAGCAAAGGCCAGGACGUGGACCUUAGCAUAUACAAAGGAAAGGUUCUCUUAGUGGUUAAUGUUGCCUCUAAAUGUGGGUUUACAGAUUCGAAUUACACCCAGUUGACUGAUCUUUACAACAAAUACAAGGACAAAGGGCUAGAGAUCUUGGCGUUCCCAUGCAAUCAGUUUUUGAAGCAAGAACCUGGUACCAGCCAAGAGGCAGAACAAUUCGCUUGUACGAGAUACAAGGCUGAAUAUCCUAUUUUCCACAAGGUUCGUGUCAAUGGGCCAACUACAGAACCUGCCUACAAGUUCUUAAAAUCAAACAAAUCUGGAUUCUUGGGAUCUAGGAUAAAAUGGAACUUCACCAAGUUUUUAGUUGAUAAGGAUGGUCUUGUCCUUGCUCGCUAUAGCCCAACCACCUCACCGCUGGCCAUAGAGGGAGACAUCAAGAAAGCAUUAGGAGUGGAUACGUGAAAGAUUUACGAGUUCGAGUGGAAAUGAAAAUACGAAACAAUGUGUAGAUGAAAGUGUUAGCCCUCAUGUAAUGGUAACCUAUGGCUUGAGUUGUAAAAUAGCAAGUAGUCUACCACUGUGCUGAUUUCUUUGUUGCAUUUGAGCUUAUUAGUUUCCUCUUUGAACUUCAUUGUCACCCAUGCCUGAUGCAACGAUUUAGAACUGUUUCAGAAUGCAGACUGUGUUACUUGGAUUCA